AUGACCAGGUGUGCUCUGCUGGUGCUGAUGGUCCUGAUGUUGGGCAGAGUCCUGGUUGUCCCAGUGACCCCUAUCCCAACCUUCCAGCUCCGCCUUCAGAAUUCUCCCCAGACCACUCCCAGACCUGCACCUGCAGCCUCAGAGAGCCCCUCAGCUGCUCCCACAUGGCCCUGGGCUGCCCAGAGCCACCGCAGCCCCACCCGCCACUCUGGCUCGCGCAUUGUCCUAUCGCUGGAUGUCUCCAUCGGCCUCUUGCAGAUCUUACUGGAGCAAGCCCGGGCCAGGGCUGCCAGGGAGCAGGCCACCACCAACGCCCGCAUCCUGGCCCGUGUCGGCCGCCGCUGAGCCUGAGGAAGAGGGUCACAGUGAUAGGGCUGCCCUGGAUGGGAAGACCUGGAGGUUAGCCACACAGCUGGACGGAUGCUGCCACAUCUGGGCAUAGAGCGUCUGGACACUGCCACAUGAAGCCACUGUCAUGCAGGUCAUAUCACAUCUGAGU
Messenger RNA from Rhinopithecus roxellana (golden snub-nosed monkey), 499 nucleotides. It is a transcript of the gene UCN2, whose product is annotated as urocortin 2. Lineage: Eukaryota; Metazoa; Chordata; Mammalia; Primates; Cercopithecidae. The coding region runs from base 1 to 345 and encodes 114 amino acids. Gene Ontology annotation, cellular component: extracellular region. Gene Ontology annotation, biological process: digestion; cellular response to nutrient levels; hormone-mediated signaling pathway. The transcript has a single exon. Gene Ontology annotation, molecular function: corticotropin-releasing hormone receptor 2 binding; hormone activity. The record is from RefSeq and is a predicted model, not a curated record.